AUGAGCGCCAUAGAAGCCCUCUACAUCUUCGAUGAACACAACAAUCUCCUCCUCGACCAUGUCUAUACCGGCCGACCACCCUCCCCGAACGUCCUGCUCCCUCUCUACCUAGCCCAUGCGUCCCCCCGACCCUCCCUCAUAUACCUCCCAAACACCAACCCGCCCUCCCUCCUCCACUCCCUACUUCAAGAUCGCCUCCUCUUCCUCUCACCAUGCAGCCACGACGUCGAGCCCCUGCUCGUGGCCGAGUUCCUCCACCGGGUCGCCGACGCAUUGGAGGAUUUCCUAGGUAGUCCACUGCUGGCGAGCAAAAUCGAGGGCAGCUACGAUGUCGUAGCCCAACUGCUCGGCGAGAUGUGCGAUGCGGGUAUCGUCGCGACUACGGAACCGAACCCGCUGAGAGAUGUCGUGGAGGCGCCGAGCUGGAUGAAGAGCUUGCUUGGGAGUGCGGGGCUGCCUAGUUCCUCUCCCGCUCUCAGUGGCCCCACAUCCACCCCAUCCUUCCUCCCCCCCCCCCCCCCCCCCCCCCCCACCAGCACUACCGCCCCACCCCCCUGGCGCCGCCAUAACGUCCGCCACACCUCCAACGAACUCUACGUCGACAUCCUCGAGACCCUCAGCGCGACCUUCUCGCCCUCCGGCCUGCCCCUCUGUGCCAGCGCCUCCGGCACCAUCGCCUUCACCUCCAAAGUAAGCGGCAUCCCCGACCUGCUCCUCAUCCUCUCCGCGCCCGGCGGCGGCGGCAUCACCAGCGUCUUCGAGAACCCGGUCUUCCACCCCUGCGUCAGACUAGCGCGGUGGAGGGACCGGCCGGGGGAACUGAGUUUCGUCCCGCCGGACGGACGGUUCGUGCUCGCGGGGUACGGAGCCGAUUUGCUGGGCCGGGAGUACCUUGCCGAGUUGGGAAAGGGCGUUGAUCCGACGAAGGCGCAGGCGAGGCUCGGGUUGCCUGCUACGUUGCACGUCAGCACCGCGCUGGGGAGUAUGGGCGACGAGUUUGAGGUCCGCUUGAGUCUGAACCCGCGGUUUGCGAACGCCAAGGGCGGCGCGGGUGCGUCGGCGGCGGCAUUUGCCCCGUCGUUGGGGACGGCGAGUGGAGGGUUUGGAGGCGGGAAUGGUGGGCGUCCUAAACCGUUGCCCUUUGCGAUGGCGACGAAGGCGGACUCGGCGAACCCGUCGCUUGCGGAUGCGGUGGUGAGGGUCCCGGUCCCGCCGGGCGUUAGAAAUCUGGUCGAGCUGAAGGUGAACCGGGGAGAGGCGGUUUAUGCGCCUGGGGACCGGGUGCUGGAGUGGAGGGUCGGGCAGAAAGAUAUUGCGGCGCUGCUGGGCGUGGGCGCUGGGGUGGCAACGCUGAGGGCUACAGUCGUUGGGAUGGCUGAAGACGAGGAGCCGGCUGAUGACAGUGGCGGCGGGAUGACAGGAAUGAAAGGGGAGACGUGGGAGUAUGAUGAUGCCGCACCGAUGGGCGCUUACCAGGCCGCUAGCACGAGGAAGGGGAAUGAGAAGGACAUGAAGGUGGCGGCGGAGCAGAGAGAUGCGAAGGCGGUGCGAAAGAAUGCGCUGCUCAUGCCCUCGGAGGCCACACUGUCAUUCCGAGUCAAGGGAUGGUUGGCUAGUGGAAUCAAAGUCGAAAGGCUUUCGGUAGAUACGAAGGCGAGUCGGGGGCUGGGGGCGGGCGUACAGCCGUACAAGGGCGUGAAAUACCUUACUGUGAGCGAUGAGGGAAUAGAAGUUCGUUGUUGA
Messenger RNA from Coniosporium apollinis CBS 100218, 1743 nucleotides. RefSeq lists its product as uncharacterized. The coding region runs from base 1 to 1743 and encodes 580 amino acids. Gene Ontology annotation, cellular component: clathrin adaptor complex; cytoplasmic vesicle. Gene Ontology annotation, biological process: endocytosis; intracellular protein transport. Lineage: Eukaryota; Fungi; Ascomycota; Dothideomycetes. The record is from RefSeq and is a predicted model, not a curated record. The transcript has 3 exons.